Messenger RNA from Helianthus annuus (common sunflower), 4933 nucleotides. RefSeq names its product ABC transporter C family member 3. Gene Ontology annotation, cellular component: plant-type vacuole; vacuolar membrane. Gene Ontology annotation, molecular function: ATP hydrolysis activity; ABC-type transporter activity; ATP binding. The transcript has 10 exons. Gene Ontology annotation, biological process: transmembrane transport. The record is from RefSeq and is a predicted model, not a curated record. NCBI's taxonomy places the organism in Eukaryota, Viridiplantae, Streptophyta, Magnoliopsida, Asterales, Asteraceae. The coding region runs from base 120 to 3980 and encodes 1286 amino acids.
CACCAAAGUUUCUUCACUCCAAGACUUGACUAUGUUAUUAUAAAAGAAGAAGAAUUACAUGUGCAUAGUCUCCAUUCAUCAGCUUUUGCCCACUAGGAAAACAAGAGCUAGAAACUGCAAUGCGGAGUGGUGAUCAAGAUCUUGCAGCUGAACCCAAACAUAAUGAUCUUCAACAACCACUCAUAACCCACAGUUCUAAACCUGUAACCACUUAUGCAGAAUGCAGCAUCUUUAGCCAUUUGACUUUCUCUUGGUUGAGCCCAUUGAUUGCCAUUGGUUACAAGAAACCAUUAGACCUCGACGACAUCCCCGACCUAUCCGGGCUAGACAGCGCAAAAGGUUCCUUUCCCAUCUUAAAAAGCAAACUAGACCGCGAUCGGUUCAUCAGCAACAAACUCACAACCUUCAACCUGGUGACAGCUUUGAUCCAUACAACAUGGAUGGACAUAUUAUCCACAGCCAUCCUCGCGGUUCUUUACACAUUAGCAUCUUACGUCGGUCCUUACCUCAUAGAUGCAUUUGUUCAGUUCCUCAAUGGACGUCGCGAGUCUAGACUCGAAGGUUAUCUUUUCGUUUUCAUCUUCUUUGUUGCGAAAGUUGUCGAAUCUCUCUCACAAAGACACUGGUUCUUUAAGCUUCAACAAGGAGGAAUUCGGGCUCGGGCAGCCCUUGUUGCAAUGAUAUACCAAAAGGGUUUGACCAUUUCAAGCCAGUCAAAGGUCGGGCAAUCGGGUGGGGAGAUCACUAACCUCAUAGCCAUUGAUGCAGAAAGAAUCGGUGAUUUCGGUUGGUACAUACAUGAUCCAUGGCUAGUAAUCCUGCAAGUUGGUAUCGCGUUAGUCAUUCUAUAUCUGAACCUCGGGUUUGCUUCACUUUCUGCGCUAGUUGCAAUCGGUUUCGUGAUGUUGAGUAACAUUCCUCUAGGAAGUUUACAAGAGAAGUUUCAAGAGGAACUAAUGAAAUCUAAAGACAACAGGAUGGUAAAAACAUCUGAAAUUUUAAGGAACAUGAAGAUCCUUAAACUUCAAGGAUGGGAGAUGAAGUUUUUGUCGAAAAUUCGUGAACUUAGAAGCGUCGAAACAAAAUGGUUGAAAAGCUUAUUGUGCACCUCAACCACAAUCAUAUCGAUCUUUUGGGUCGCCCCGAGUUUCAUAGCUGCAGUCACUUUCGCAACAUGUAUGCUCCUCGGUGUCCCACUCGAAUCAGGAAAGAUACUGUCGGCAAUCGCAACAUUUAAGAUACUCCAACAACCUAUUUACAAUCUUCCCGACACCAUAUCAAUGAUCGCACAAACUAAAGUUUCGUUAGAUCGUAUCACAGCAUACCUUAAUCUCCCCGACUUAGAUUCUGGUCUGGUUCAGACAUCUCCACGAGAUAGCUCGGACGUUGCAGUUGAAAUCAUUAACGGAACCUUUUCAUGGGAUGUUUUAUCCUGCAAUGUAUCGUUAAACGACAUAAAUGUCAAAGUUUUACAUGGUAUGAAGGUGGCUGUUUGUGGUACGGUUGGAUCAGGGAAAUCGAGUUUACUGUCGUGUAUUCUAGGUGAAGUGAGUAAAGUAACGGGAAGUGUGAACGUUACUGGUACAAAAGCUUAUGUUGCGCAAUCUCCAUGGAUACAAAGCGGAAAGAUAGAAGAGAAUAUACUGUUUGGUAAAGACAUGGAUAGAGUAAGGUACGAGAAGGUUCUCGAAGCAUGCGCGUUGAAGAAAGAUCUUGAAAUCCUGCCUUUUGGUGAUCAAACAGUUAUAGGUGAAAGAGGGAUUAAUUUGAGUGGUGGUCAGAAGCAGAGAUUGCAGAUCGCGCGCGCUUUAUAUCAAGAUGCUGAUAUUUAUCUGUUUGAUGACCCGUUUAGCGCGGUUGAUGCUCAUACAGGAAGCCAUCUAUUUAAAGAAUGUGUACUCGGAUUUCUGAAGUCGAAAACGGUUAUUUAUGUCACUCAUCAAGUAGAAUUCUUGCCAGCUGCUGAUCUUGUCCUGGUUAUGAAAGGUGGAGAGAUCAAACAAGCUGGAAAGUAUAAUGACAUUCUUGAUUCAGGAAGUGACUUUAUGGAAAUUGUUGGUGCACAUAAAGAAGCUUUACCAAUAAUCGAUUCGAUAAACACAAAGUUUGAAUCCGAAAACACAAAAGUCAAUGAAAAAGAUAAGGUCGAGAUUAUACCGGACGACACAAAAGUGACAAACGGACAAAUCGUUCAGAAAGAAGAACGCGAAAAAGGAAGUGUCGGUUUUUCCAUCUACUGGAAAUACAUUACAAGUACAUAUGGUGGCACCCUUGUGCCUUGUGUAUUGCUUGCAGCGAUUUUUUUCGAGUUACUUCAAGUUGCGAGUAAUUACUGGUUGGCUUGGGCAUCACCCGUGUCACAAGACAUGGUGCCCCCCGUUGGGGGCACCACACUUAUAACUGUGUACGUUGGUUUGGCGGUUGGAAGCACAUUUUGCAUAUUUUUUCGAGCAGUGUGUCUUACAACGGCUGGUUAUAAGACGGCUAAUCUACUCUUUAAUAAAAUGCAUUUAUGCGUUUUUCGCGCUCCAAUGUCUUUCUUUGAUGCUACACCGAGCGGACGCAUUUUAAAUAGAGCGUCAACAGAUCAAAGUGCGGUUGAUCUGACAAUUCCGAACGCAGUUGGUGUUUUUGCGUUUGCGGUUGUACAGCUUCUAGCGGUUAUCGCUAUGAUGUCUCAGAUAUCUUGGCAGGUGUUCCUGGUUUUCGUUCCCGUUAUUGCUAUUUGCAUAUGGUUGCAGCAUUAUUAUAUAUCUUCAGCACGAGAGUUAGCACGACUAGUCGGCGUGUGCAAAGCCCCAAUAAUACAACAUUUUUCAGAAACUGUAUCGGGUUUAACCACCAUCAGAAGCUUUCAUCAAGAACAAAGAUUUCACCACACAAAUAUGAAAUUAACCGAUGGAUAUUCACGGCCAAAGUUUCACAGUGCCGGUGCUAUAGAGUGGUUAUCAUUCCGCGUGGAGCUUUUGUCAUCCGUUAUAUUCGCUUUUUUCUUAGUUUUCUUGCUCAUCGUCCCAAAGGAGACCAUCGAUCCAAGUAUCGCGGGGUUAGCAGUGACUUACGCGCUUAACUUAAACAUCCUACAAGCGUCUGUAAUAUGGAAACUAUGCAAUAUGGAGAAUAGCAUUAUUUCCGUCGAAAGAAUACUUCAAUACACAUCUAUACCCAGUGAGGCACCUCUUAUUGUAGAGACAUGCAGGCCCGACGAUAUGUGGCCAUCGGAUGGAAAAGUGGAUAUACACGAUCUUCAGGUACGGUAUGGCCCACACAUGCCACUUGUGUUGAGAGGAAUUACAUGCAGUUUUCAUGGCGGAACAAAGACGGGAAUUGUAGGAAGAACAGGAAGCGGUAAAUCAACACUCAUACAAACGCUCUUUAGAAUUGUUGAACCAACGGGGGGACAUAUUUUCAUCGAUAGGGUCGAUAUAUCCUCGAUCGGGCUUCAUGAUCUACGGUCAAGAUUGAGCAUAAUCCCUCAAGAUCCAACCUUGUUUCAAGGGAGUGUAAGAAGCAAUCUGGAUCCGCUUGAACAGUACACCGAUGAACAGAUUUGGGAGGCUCUAGAUCAGUGUCAGCUGGGAGAUGAAGUUAGAAGGAAGGAAGGAAAACUCGAUUCAGCAGUCAAUGAGAACGGAGAGAACUGGAGCAUGGGUCAACGACAACUGGUGUGUUUAGGCCGAGUACUACUUAAAAAAUGCAAGAUCUUAGUGCUUGAUGAGGCUACCGCAUCAGUGGACACAUCAACCGACCACACAAUACAACAAACACUUGGUCUGCAUUUUUCUGACUCGACUGUCGUCACAAUUGCACAUCGGAUCACAUCUGUGCUCAACGGUGACAUGGUUUUAGUCUUGGAACAAGGACUGGUUGAGGAAUACGGUUCGCCUUUAAAAUUGUUGGAAAAUAAAUCUACAUCCUUUGCAAAGCUCGUUGCUGAGUACCGUGGACGCUCUAGUUCCAGCUAUGAUUCUAGAGUAUGAGAUCGGCUUCUAGUCGUAAAAAAACAGUAAAUUGCAUUUUACGUCCUUUAAGUUUGAGCCAAAUUGCAGGCACUGUCCUUUGGCUAACGAAAUUACAUUGGAUGUCCUUUAUGUUACUGAUUCUCAUCAGGCGGUGUCAUUUUGCCCUAACACAAUUAAUUUUUUUUGGUGUUUAAGAGUUAACAGAAAAUAUUAACUGUGUUAGGGCAAAAGGACACCGCCUGAUUAGAAGUACCAACAUAAAUGACAUCCGGUGUAAUUUCGUCAAUUAAAGGACAUCGCCUGCAAUUUUGCUCAAGGUUAAUGAACGUAAAAUGCGAUUUCCUCUAAAAAUAUAAUGUAAGAAAGCAUCAAAGGUUUGGAGCAAUCAUACCUUGUUAAGGAUUGUGAAUCACUGGUUAAUGUGUAAUAAUAAUGACAUAAAUGAGAGAAAAACAUAACAUGGUUAACAAUAUAAUGUAAAUACUCGAACGAUGUUGUUAUCGUAAAGACUUAAAAUUUCAAAAUUCAAAAAUAUUCAUACCGUAUAACAUUGUUUGAACUUUAGAAGUAAUUACAUACGACAAAAAAUAAAAAUUACCCCAGAGCAGGAUUCCAAGUAAGCUCAUCGACAGUCAUCUGUCUAACCGAUUCAGCCAGCCGUAACUCCGCAGCGCGUGUCUGCACCAUCCGCUCCCGCACCCUCAGGAACACAGGAUGACUCAGCGCACCUGACAUUCGAUCACACAACAACGGGUCCUCGUAUAAACAAACAAGCGCUUGAGCAGCAUUAUCUUUAACUUCCUCCGACUCAUCUUCUAACAUGCUAAUCAAAACCGAAAUUCCUCCCAAAUCAGCGAUCACAACCCGUUCAGCGUCGUUGUAACUCAACUGACCGAUUGCCCCGCAAACUUUUUCCUUAACGUUACUAUCAUCACUCCUUCUCAAAAGCUCGACCAAAAGAGAUAUCACAC